AUGGCUUCAUUCGCGCGUUCGUCGCUGCUCCGGCAGUCCCUUGCGACCCGGUCGCCCUUCAUGCGCCAGAACAUUGGCGUGUCGCAGGCCGUGGCUUUCCACGCCUCCGCCCGCAAGCAGAUCCUGCCUCCUCUGCCCCAGUCCAUUGAGGGAACCAUGAACGACCCCGUCCCGGUCCCCUCCCCCAGCCCUAUGCACGGCAGCUACCACUGGACUUUCGAGCGCGCCGUCUGCGUUGGUCUGAUCCCCCUCAGCAUCGCUCCCUUCGCCGCCGGUUCCCUCAACCCCGUCAUGGACGCCGUUCUCUGCACCCUCUUGGUCGCCCACUCCCACAUCGGAUUCGAGGCCGCCAUUGUCGACUACUUCCGUCCCCAGCGUGUGCCUAAGUUCUACUCUCUCUGCCAGUGGCUUCUGCGCGCCUUCACCCUGACCACCGCGGUCGGUUUGUACGAGUUUGAGACCAACGAUGUUGGUGUUACUGAGGCUCUGCGUCGCAUCUGGAACGCAUAG
Penicillium longicatenatum is the source of this 510-nucleotide messenger RNA. Its product is annotated as CybS family protein. The coding region runs from base 1 to 510 and encodes 169 amino acids. Gene Ontology annotation, biological process: tricarboxylic acid cycle; mitochondrial electron transport, succinate to ubiquinone. Gene Ontology annotation, cellular component: membrane; mitochondrial envelope. Lineage: Eukaryota; Fungi; Ascomycota; Eurotiomycetes; Eurotiales; Aspergillaceae. The transcript is spliced from 5 exons. Gene Ontology annotation, molecular function: ubiquinone binding; heme binding. The record is from RefSeq and is a predicted model, not a curated record.